AAAUGGUAUACGGGAGUGACUUUUAAUAUUAGUUACAGCAUAAUUAAAUUAGUAAUGCAAAAUAAAAUGUCAAUAUAGUAAAUUUUGCUUUUGCUUGAUGUCUGCCUGGUUGAUAAAAGAUUAUUAUCGGAUUACUGUUUCUCAUUAAAGUUUGGUAAAAGAAAGAUUAUUUUUCAAUAACAGCAGACAUCCUUUGCGUUUUACAAAAAAUCGUCGCAUCAAAGCAGUGCAACUCAUAAAGUGUUUUGUUUUAGGAAUGAUGUGAGAAGAUGAUUGAUUCAAGACCAAAUGUUAGAAAAUAAUAAGGAACGUCUUACGAGGGAAAUCAUCAGGAUGAUGACAUCAGAAGAAUCGGACUCCCAGAGCACAAUAAUAUCGGAGACACACAAUGAAGAUGUUUCAGCCUCGGGCACCGAAGACGCACCGUCGUCCAUGGUGUCCGAGAGCGAAGCGGAGUCCGAAGGCAGCGUGCUGUCGGAGGCGCGACACGAGGCUGAGCCGUUCACUUUCUUCAGUGACGCCAGCAAUGAGAUGCUUGGUUCCGUGCACGAGAGGCCAUUGCACCCAUUCACUGACUGGAGAUCAUUGUCUGCCUCCGGAGGGUGUGCUGGUUAUGUAAAUACUAGAGGCUCAAUGCUCCCUUGGGGAGGACAUAAGGGGCCAGUGCCGCCUGCUGACAACGACCUCCGCCCUGGCGAGUUCGUUAUGAGGUUGCUCUUCACAGAGUUUACUGUGCAGGCUGAAAGGAAGAUGGAAGCUGUAAUGGCUGAACCACUGGAAAAGCCGCUAGCCAAAACCCUGCAACGUGGUGAAGAUCCUCAGUUGGACCAGAUACUGCAGGCGUUCGGCACAGUUGCUGAACAUUGCUUGCCUUCCUUACUGCGCGCACUCUUCGGGUGGCUGGAGCGGCAGAUGGCUGAUUCACCUCAACUUAGUGAGCAAGCAAAGAAACCCCACCAAGACCUUAGAAAUAAAAGUAGUAUUAUCUACAUAGUGUCGGGCAGCGGCGCCGGCACCGAGACGGUGGAGCGCAGCAGCGAGGAGCUGCAGGCGGAGCGGCGGGACCUGGCCGUGGAGUUCUUGUUCUGCCUGGCGCUCAUCGAGGUGUUGAAGCAGCUGCCCUUCCACCCCGGACACGAGGACCUCGUGCAGUACAUCGAGAAUGUGGCCUUCAAGCGAUUUAACUACAAAGAAGGGUUGCAGUCAAAUCCUAACGCUGCUAACGUGCACUUGAUAGCAGACUUGUACGCCGAGGUGGUGGCAGUACUAGCGCAGUCCCGAUUCGCGUCUGUCAAGAAGCGCUUCACAGCUGAACUAAAGGAGUUAAAAAGCCGUGAGCCAUCUCCACAUACAACGCAAAGCAUCAUCUCGUUGCUGAUGGGUAUGAAGUUCUUUCGCGUCAAGAUGGUGCCCAUCGAGGAGUUCGAGGCUUCCUUCCAGUUCCUGCAGGAGUGCGCGCACUACUUCCUCGAGGUCAAGGAUAAAGAUAUCCGACAUGCAUUGGCUGGACUCUUUGUGGAGAUCCUCGUGCCCGUGGCCGCUACCGUUAAGAACGAAGUGAACGUCCCGUGUUUGAAGAACUUUGUGGAGAUGCUGUACAGCCACACUCUGGACGCCAGCACCAAGUCCAAGCACCGGCUGGCUCUGUUCCCGCUCGUCACCUGCCUCCUGUGUGUGUCGCAGAAGCAGUUCUUCCUUGCUAACUGGCAUUGUUUCCUUGCCAUGUGUCUGUCACACCUGAAGAACAGAGACCCCAAGAUGUGCAGGGUAGCCUUAGAGUCUUUGUAUAGACUGCUGUGGGUGUACAUGAUACGCAUCAAGUGCGAGAGUAACUCGGCCACGCAGUCGAGGCUGCAGAGUAUUGUCAACUCACUGUUCCCCAAGGGUUCCAAGGGAGUGGUGCCUCGCGACAUGCCGCUCAACAUAUUUGUCAAGAUUAUACAGUUCAUUGCACAAGAGCGCCUCGAUUUCGCCAUGCGAGAAAUUGUCUUUGAUCUGCUCAUGGUCGGAAGGCCGAUCAAAAUUAUUCUGACGCCUGAGAGAAUGUCAAUUGGCCUCAGAGCGUUCUUAGUGGUAGCGGACAGCUUGCAGCAGAAAGAAGGGGAGCCUCCGAUGCCGAGGACGUCGGGGACACUGCCCUCGGGGAACACACUGCGUGUAAAGAAAACUUUCUUGAAUAAGAUGCUGACUGACGAGACUGCACGGUCUAUCGGCAUGAGUCCGUAUUUCCCGUACGUGCGGCGGGUACUGGUCGAGAUCUUGCGAGCACUGGACGCGCACUACGGCAGACCUCUCAUGCUCACUAAUACACAAAACGUGACUAAAGAACAGGAGAUUAACACGGGAGAGAGGAAGCCGCGGAUUGAUCUCUUCCGGACUUGCGUUGCAGCCAUACCAAGACUGAUUCCCGAAGGUAUGAGCUCAAGCGAACUGGUGGACCUGUUGAGCCGACUGACCGUGCACAUGGAUGAAGAGUUACGGGGACUCUCCUUCCAGAGUCUACAGACCCUCAUUGUAGACUUCCCAGAGUGGCGCCAGGAUGUACUCGCUGGUUUCACUCAGUUCCUAGCCAAAGAAGUUCAGGACACGUCCCCGCAACUGGUGGAGAACGGGCUCCGUAUGCUGCUGCAGCUGCUGACGAGCUGGAAGAACGGCGAGCCGACCGCCAGCAGCGUGCCGACCAAGCAGGAGCCGCUCGCGUCCGUCAUCCGCGGCGCGGAGGCGCUGGGGCUGGUGAUGCUGUGCCAGUGUAAGGCGUACCCUCGCCGCCUCGCCGUCCACGUGCUCAGGGAGGCCAAGUACUUGCUGGAGAAGCUGCAACUGACCCGCGACGAGCCGGCUCUGAUCGACGCGGCAGACGCGCACACCGCGCUUCUCGCCGAGAAAUGUCUGCCGCUCCUCCCUCAGGCGGAGAAGACGGCCAUAGCUCUGGCUGGCCAGGUCGACCUCAUCUGGCUUGCUGAGAGGACCCACGCAGUUUGGACAUCUGGCAUUCAACAUGAUGAGACAUCCAGCAAGAACAGCUGGAGCGGCAGCGCGGCCAAUGGCGCCGACCCUUGGGAGGUGGUGCUGUUCGGUCUGCUGACGCGCAGCCGCGUGCCGGCGCGCUGCCCGUCCACCAUCCUGCAGGCGUGGCCCAUACUACACGCCAGGAUCCACGCGCUCUUCACCAUCAUUGAACCCGCGCCAGUGAAUGAUAACAGAGCCUCUCUGUUAUCUCGAGGACCCGCGCUGCCCAGGAAGCCUGAGAAAGAGCGAGACGGCUACAUGCAAGUGUGGAAGUACUACAUGACGAUGGCGUACCUGGUGGUGCCGGCGGUACCGAGCCCCGUCAUCCGCUGCGCCAGCCCCGACCUCAGCCUCAGUAGCACUGAGGCGGAGGGCUGGGCCGGCCUGGCCGCGCUGAGCUCGUCCAGCGAGAGCCUCAACGCGCCCGGCGGCUUCUUCACGCUGCCCUUGAGCUAUGCGCGAGCGCACAGACAACACAAACGAACGAGCUCGUCACCGGACUCACUGAGCGAACGCAGCGGUGGGGAGGGACGCGGUGCGCAAGCGGCUCCGAGCUCGCUGCACAAGCUGGCAGUGCCGCUGGCGCGCUGCGAGGUGCCCGAGGUGCGGGACGCCGCCGUGGCCGCCUGCGGCAACAUAAACCCGGAUGCACUCAAAGAUCUGAUGGAAGAGCUGCUCCCCCUCCUCCGGGAAGCUGUGGAUCGUAAACAAGAGAACAUGCGCCGGCGCCGACGUCGCGAUGCACUCCGUUUGCAUUUGAACAAAAUGUUGCUGCUAAUUGCUCAGAAGAAAACUUUCGCAAACAGUGCUUUUGCCCUGGAAGCCGGCAGCUUGCACCCGACUCUGACGGAGUACCUGGAUGGCGUGCGGCAGUGCCUUGAGGUGGAGGCCGAGAAGGACGCGCCCGCCGCCCGCGAGCAACGCAUUACAUUCGCAGACUUCGUCACUGAACUCAUCAAGAGCUUCCCACUAGAGAUGUACGGGUCGCUGAUAAAGAAGGAGCUGCUGCGCAACCUGUUCGCUUUGUUCGCGGGCUGGUGCGGCCCUCUCGCCCGCCACCUUGGCUCGCUCGUGCCCCAGCCGCAGCAGCUCGAGAACGACGACCGGCUCAACCUCUCCGCGCUAAAGGCUAUGAGCGCCGUCGUAUGCUGUGGUCGUUGCUUCGACCCCUCGGCGCUGGCUGAGGACGGUUCACUAUACCCGUGGCUCAGGGAGAUGCUAUCCUCGCCUAACGAUAAGAUAUACGAGCUGGCUCGCGAGACUAUUGUUCUGCUCCUUGACUGCAACCCCGACAUCGGUCCAGUGCUGGACUGGACCGUGGACGCUUGCUUCACCGGCUCCACACGCGUCGCCGACGGGUGCUUUAUGGCACUCGCUACUCUAUUCAGUGCACGGGAGUACCCGUGCGACCACUACACCGCUAUCAUCAACGUCACGCUGAUGUGCACGGGCUGCCCGCGCGCGCCGGUGCACGAGAGCGCGCUGCAGCUGCUGCAACUGCUCGACAAGCGGUUCUUCGGCACCGUCGGCCCUCUACCCGCCGACGACGAUUCCGCUUCGGACAAGGGCCGCGGCACGUUGGACGCGCUGCUGUGCACCACCUACUGCCGCUCCCAGCUGUACCUGUCGCGGCAACUCUCGCAACUGCACCCGGAGCUCACCAUGCCAAUGUUCUCAGAGAUCACGGCGCGGUUCCAGACGGCGCGCACGGAGGUGCGGCAGCUGCUGCUGCAGUACUUGCUGCCGUGGCUGGUCAACAUCGAGCUGGUCGACCCCAACGUGCCGCCCGCCAACCCCCUCUCCUACAUACAGUACUAUGCUUCGGAGGCGGGCCGCAGCGGGCGGCGCGAAGGACUUGGCUCGGCUGAAGCCACUGAAAUGGUGCUCAACAAUCUCUUCUACAUUACUGCUAAGUUCUCGGACAACCACCCGAAAGAGAUCGAGGAGCUGUGGUCGACGCUGUGCGCGUGCUGGCCCAACAACCUGAAGGUCAUCAUCCGCUACCUGAUCAUCGUGUCCGGCAUGGCGCCCAACGAGCUGCUGCCCUACGCAAAGCGCGUGGUGCUGUACCUGGCGCGGUCGCGGCCGGAGCGACUGCUCGACGAGAUGAUGACAGAGCUGCAGACGGUGGAGACCCUCAACUGCCUCAUCGAGCGCACGGAGACGCCGCCCUUCUACCGACUCACGUCCAUGCGCAAGGCAACCUCUGGUCACAGCGACGGACCUUGCACUGGCUCACAGGACGCCACCGGGCGCACUGGGGAGUUGGCUCCCGUAGAAAAGGGUACCAUCCACACCAAGAGACACAGCGGCGAGGAUCCUGCUAAAGCCAGCGGUGCCAAGGCUCCGGAGACGCCAAGCGCGCGAGCACAAGACAAGCGCGCGUCAGCGCCGGCCUGUUCCACUCCACCGGCUGACGAAGAACCUCCACCACCUUCUGAUGGGGAUGCCACUCCGACUGCCCUAUGUCCUGAGUCGGGGCUAAUGCCAGUCCCGGGCAGCGCGCCAGCCACGCCGCAGGAGACACGCAUGGACGUGCCACAGCCGCGACCUCUGCCUAUGCCCGAGUACGGUGGCUUCUUCGCCCUGCUCACCGAGUACCUGCCCGACACCACACAACCCAUCUCCGGAUUCCACAGGUGCAACGUGGCGGUGAUGCUGCUAUGCGACGUGGUGCUGGACGGCGUCGAGCUGGACUGGUCCAUCCACGUGCCGCUCAUGUUGCACAUUGUCUUCCUCGGCAUGGACCACACCAGGUGGAUAGUGCACCAGCACUGCCGGCAGCUGUUACUGAACCUGCUGGUGGCGGUGGCGGCGCACCACGACCACCUGACGGUGGCGCGCGUGCUGCUGGCCAGCCGCUCGCAGCAGCUCGGCCUCGGCGUGCCGCAGCCCGCGCUGCCGCUCGUGCCGCACAACUUUACCGAGCCCGACGCAGCCUUCGACAGAUACCCGCAGUGCGGCCACUCGCCGCGGUCACACGCGCGCUCACUCAGCUCCGACCCACAGGUCACACCAGAGGGUGAGUGUGACAACUAUCCGUCACUGCCCGUGAUAGUAACAGGUGAGGCGGAGACGGAGCCGGCGGCCACCGAGCCCGCGGCCGAGGCCGAACCGGCGGAGCUGCCGGUGGCUGACGUCAUCAAGUCCCUCGUCCACUUCCUCGCCAACCGGCCCACGCUCAUGCCGCUGUGGCAGUACGAAGACAUCACUGCUAAAGUGUGGACCCUGCGCAGCUGCCAGCAGAUGUCGACGCUGCUGCGGCACGUGCUGCGCGUGUUCCGCGAGUCGCUGCCGCACGCGCUCAUCUCGGAGCGCUGGGCGCAGACGGCGCUGCAGCUGGGGCUGUCGUGCCCGUCCCGACACUACGCCGGCCGCUCGCUGCAGGUGUUCCGCUUCAUCGGCGUGGCCAUGACGGGGCGCAUGGUGUCCGACAUCCUGUCCCGCCUGGUGGAGACGGUGGCGGAGCAGGGCGAGGACAUGCAGGGCUACGUCACUGAGCUGCUGCUCACGCUGGAGGCUGCCGUCGACUCGCUCGAGUCCAACUUCAGGCCGCUCGACUACAUGAGGGACAUCUUCAAGUCUACACCGAACCUGAACAAUAAAGACGGAGGGCAGCCGAACAACGGGAGCCCCUACACCGCUGGCAAGCGGUCCCCGGGCGUGUGUGUGGGCUGCGUGACGAACCACACGCGCAGCACCAGCUACUCGGUGUCCUACUGCCUGCGCAAGAACAACGCGCCGCCGCCCAACAACGACAAGCAGGCGCACGUGGAGCGUGCCCGCCCGUGCAGUGAGGCGGCCAAAGGCGUGUGUUCCAACCUCUGCCGGUCUCGUUCUGCACAGUCCCUCAAACUACUCGGCGACAGCGCUACACAGCUCCCCGGUGCGUUGUUGCAGGACGACAAGUUGACGAUCCUGGCGACACUGUUCUGGGUGGGCGCGUCGCUGCUGGAGUCGGACUACGAGCACGAGUUCCUGCUGGGCGUGCGUCUGCUGGCGCGCGUCAUGUCGCGCCUGCCGCUCGACCGCCCCGACGCGCGCGAGCGCCUCGAUCGCACGCAAGCGCACGCCUCGCCCUCGCCUUCACUACACGCGCUGUUGCUCAAGGGUUGCACGCACCCCAACACGUACGAGCCGGUGGUGGGCGUGCUGGUGGACAUGAUCCCACUGCUGGAGCUGCCGGUCAUCGACCCCACGCAGUCGCUGGCGUUCCCCAUGACAGUGGUGGCGCUGCUGCCCUACAUGCUGCUACACUAUGAAGACGCCAACGAACUCUGCGUACGCGCAGCAUGUCACAUAGCACAGUUCACAGCGGAGAAGAGCAAGAAGUUGGAGAACCUGGGCACGGUGAUGACGCUGUACUCGCGGCGCACGUUCAGCAAGGAGAGCUUCCAGUGGACCAAGUGCGUGGUCAAGUACCUGUGGGACACCUACUCGCAUCUGUCGCAGCAGAUGCUCGCCUUCCUCGUCGAGGUUCUUGAGAAGGGGUCGGCCAACCUGCAGCUGCCGGUGCUGUCGAUCGUGCACUGCAUGCUGUACUACGUGGACCUGAACGCGCCCGCCGCGCAGCCCGUCAACACCGACCUGCUGCGAGCCGUCGCCAAGUUCAUCGACGUCACCGUGCAAGACAGCAACAACUACAAAGAGGCUAUGAAGAUUCUAAAGCUGGUGGUGACGCGGUGCUCCACCCUCGUGGUGCCUCCGUACUGGGACAACAACGCUUCGUCUAUACUCGAUACGGAGCUACACGGCAAGAAGGAGUUACCAGGCCGCACUAUGGACUUCACGUUCGACCUCUCACAAACCCCUGUGAUAGGUCGGAAGUAUCUCCCUAAAGCCGGCAGCCAGCCUGCCACGGGCCCCAGCUCGCUAUCCAACGCGUCCACCGCCACGCCUGACAAGGGUUCGUCGACGUCGCAGUCGGGGUCCGCGUCGACGGUGGUGGGUCCCGAGACCGGCGGCGGCAACAACAGCACGCAGCCGCAGAGCGCCGCCUCGCCGCGCCGCUCGCUCUCACUCUCUCCCGCCGACGCCGUCGCCUCGGGCUGGAAGCGGCCCUGGAUGUCACAGGGUCGCGUUCGAGAGUGCCUAGUAAACCUGCUGACGACAUGCGGACAGCGCGUCGGUCUACCCAAAAGUCCCUCUGUGAUAUUCAGCCAAAGCUCGGAGUUACUGGAGCGAGAAUCCUCCAUGGCUUCGUCCCUAGAGGAGGUGUCGGGCACUCCGGGCAAUGAGCCGUCCGGAGGUGCGCACCCCACCGACCACUUCGGAGUCUUUAAGGAUUUCGACUUCCUAGAGUACGAGAGUGAAAGUAUCGAGGGCGAGAGCUCGGACAACUUCAACUGGGGCGUGCGCCGGCGGCUGCCCAGCGAGGAGCGCGACGAGGCCGGCGCCGUGGAGCGCAGCCCGCCGCUGCAGCAGCCGCGCCCGCCCGACGCGCACGUCGCCCCCAAGCCGAGCACGCACGAAGACUCUUCUGACGAAGAGGGAGGCUGGGAUGACGGUGCGAGUGGCUCGCGCGGCGAGGGAGACGCGGGAGUCUCGCAUGAACUGGUACUGCGCCCGCGCACACACUCCUACUCCAGUGCGUCGAGCGGAGAACCCGAUGGCGACCGCGGCGACGUGACGCCGGUGCCGAGCGCGACGUGCGCGGUGCGCGACGCGUGGCGCGCGUCCGUGGCCGCGCUGCUGCGGCACGCCGCCGCGCUGCCGCCGCUCGCGCUCGUCCACCGCCUGCAUACCGUGCUCAAGGAGGUGACGAUGAAGACGGUGUCGCUGUGCGCGGAGAGCGCGGCGCCGGCGGGCGGCGAGCUGGCGGGCGUGCUGGGCGGCGUGCUGGAGCGCGCGGGCGCCGAGGAGCCGCCGCUGCUGUGGGCCGGGCCCGCCGCCGCCGACUGCGCGCGCGUGCGCGACGCCGUGCGCUACGCCGCGCUCGAGAUGCACGAGCACCUCGACACCUACUUCGACCGUCGCGAGCACGCACUCGAAGUACUGGAGCUUGCGCGUAGCUCGGCGGAAGAAGUGGCUCGCUCGCUGUACCGGCUGAUCUUCCAACUGCUGCUGCUGCUGGAGACCAACAACAAGAUGAUCGUGGCGGUGUACACGGCGGCACUGGAUAACAAGGGCGUGGAGAUGAGCGGCGCGGUGUGCGCGGUGCGCAGCCAGCUGACGGCGAGCGCGGCGGACGCGGCCGACGCGUGGGCCGAGCACUCGCCCGCGCCGCACGACGACGCGCGCCUGCUGCACCUCAUUCACAGGCAGAAGUGGGGGGCAGCACUGGCGCUAGUGCGCGAGCGCAAUGCGGAGCGUAUUCUCGAGAGAGGAGAGCUCCCCGAGGAUGACGUCACGACUCUACUACACGUCUACUGCAGAGGCCUGGCUCAGGCGCAUCCAGAUAUGGUGGCCAUCACGCGGCCCGUGCACGAGCUGUCGCAGAACCUCUCCUUCAUGAUGGAGAGCCUCUACAAGGUGUCGGUGGCGCUGCAGCGGCAGGAGUACGGCUGAGCACUCGCCUACUCGUCACUACGCGUUUUCGUCGUCGGCCUUAUAAUACUAAUAUAUUAAACUACAUGUACUGAAACAUUCACAAUAAUAAUAUACAUCUAGCGAAUGUUUCGUCAACUUCAUUCUAGCACAGAUAUACCCAAAUAAAAGAAUAUAGUAUAAUUAUAUCAUGUAUCAAAGUAUAUGUAAUGUAACAAAGUGCAUCGCGGCCAGUACCUGUACCAUGAGUUUGAAGCAAUAGUAUUUGUCGAUAGUCGCUAGCGACGAAGUAAAUUUUUUGUAUGUCAAAUUUUACAACGGCAUCCUGAGGAACUAAAAUACGCCAUAAAAAAAUUACAUCAUCGCUAGCGACUAUCAUCACAUACUAUUGCUUCAAACUCAUGGAAGAGGUACAGAUUACUGUUUAGUUAACCAUGUACAUUAUACUGUAUUUGUUAAUUCUAUUUGUUUCGCGUUUGUUGUGUUCUAUUGAGCGAAUCAUUAAAUGACGAGCACGCUUUAAAUAAUAACUUUCUUUCGUGGUGCCCCGGCUACCACCGUGACGUGCCACUUGUCAGGGACUCCUGCGAUAACCAGCAAACCAGCGUGGUCUUAUACCACGCUGCAGCGCUCUACGGUAGGUCCUGUAUCUACACAGUUAUAACUUAACGUAAUCCAAGUCAACACUAAUGUGGAUACCUCAAUCCUAAUUGUUUUGUUUCACUUCUUCAUUUAUGACUAUUUUCAUGUAUAAAUAUUAUGUAUAUCGAGAAACAGUUAGUUUAGGUGAUGUUAGGUCCCUGAUCAAGAGAAUAGAGACAUGUGAUCAAGUUGAAUAUGUCUUUUGUUAGGUGUACGAAUUUAAGAUCGAGGCAAGGUGAGGCCAAGCAGCGCCUUGCCAGUAGGUAAUCACAGGUUAACCCACAACUACAAAGAGCUUAUUAUUAUUGUAUUUGCUAUUUAGCUUACGUAUAUUUAGGAGUAGUUCUCAUAUCACAUGUUGUUGCGUCAGGUUUCCGACGGCGAGACGGAUUUAUAAACCACACUAAUAGUUUGUAAAGUCGGUAUACUAAUUGUGAACGUACUAAGUUUUCAAGAUAACUGAUCUCAGAUAGUUUAAUAUUGUAGGACGGCCACACGUAGCGCUUCACUUAGUUUCGUGUUGUUCCUAACAACUGCAUAUUUGUAUUAUUUUUCAUGAAUCAUUUUUUGUGAUAUGUUUGCUUUUGUAAUAAUAUAUUAAUGACAAUAUUUAUUUCUUAGUUUUUACAUUGUAGCUACGGUCGACUUUGUUUGUGUUAGAUUUUGGAAAUGAUAUAAAGGACUGCAUUAUUUUAACUUAGAUUACUUUGUUAUGGUUUGUUCUUGACAAGAUUUUGAUAAAUUUUACCAAAAUGAUUGAAUUCAAACAGUCCAUACGUUUAUCUAACAUAAACAGGGUCUAGAUAAAUUAUAAUUAUAAUAUUAUGUACUAAUAAUGUUCGUAACCAUUGUAAAAUGUAUUGAAUUGAAAUAAAUGAAUACAAACUAA
This is a messenger RNA of Spodoptera frugiperda (fall armyworm), 11026 nucleotides long. RefSeq names its product protein furry (gene fry). Gene Ontology annotation, cellular component: site of polarized growth; cell cortex. The record is from RefSeq and is a predicted model, not a curated record. Bases 289 to 9516 code for a protein of 3075 amino acids. Gene Ontology annotation, biological process: cell morphogenesis; neuron projection development. The transcript has 58 exons. Lineage: Eukaryota; Metazoa; Arthropoda; Insecta; Lepidoptera; Noctuidae.